Molecule: messenger RNA, 323 nt
Organism: Vairimorpha ceranae
Lineage: Eukaryota; Fungi; Microsporidia; Nosematidae
Exons: 1
Source: RefSeq, a predicted model, not a curated record
AUGAAUUCUAAUGCUACAACAAAUUUACAAAUUAAUAAAAAUAUUACUAAUUUUGAACAAAAAAAUAAUUCAGAAAUUAAUACUCUUGAUUUAGUUGAGGAGGAUGAUAAAGCAUAUAAUUUCGAGAAAAUGCUAGAAGAAUAUAAUGAAAAAGACUAUAAUGAAUUUUUUAAUUACUACAAUGGUAUCGAUGCAGAUAUAAUUUUUAAUCAAACAAUUGGAGGUAAUAAGAAAGAAGAUGAGAAUAAAUAUAAUGAUGGCCUUAAACAAAUUGAUAAUAAAGAGUUUGAAGAAGAUGGGUUUAAUAAUAAAGAUGAUGAUGG